Molecule: messenger RNA, 488 nt
Organism: Coniophora puteana RWD-64-598 SS2
Lineage: Eukaryota; Fungi; Basidiomycota; Agaricomycetes; Boletales; Coniophoraceae
Exons: 1
Coding region: 286-477 (63 amino acids)
Source: RefSeq, a predicted model, not a curated record
AUCCAGCGCUCCUGUCUCUCGUCUCACUAAUCUCUCUUGGUCAGCAUGCACAGAUAACUCAGUGAAUAAUCAAUUGCUUCAUGGAACCGAGCCUAUUUCUCAGAACCUCCGCUGAAGAAUCAUGUUGCCUGUCAUCGCAGCGUGCUACAGUACUCGAAGCGCGUCUACAUACACUGGCUCAGUCCAGCUGCAGGAUCGACGGUUAGAGACCAAGCCUAACUCUGCAACAACACCUAUUUUCCGUAACCCGUUUCCUCUCCGCAUACCUCCCUCUAUCUGUCGCUGAUGAAAUCCAACUGUUGGGUGCCAGCUAAUGGCCUCCAUGCAGUCCAAGGAUUGAGCAUCGGUGCUAACACGGGCGUUCUAGACCGGAGAUGCGGCUGUGACUUUGUAAUUCCUCUGCGAGUGUGGUAUGGACGCCACAUCUACAUCACUGUAUUGCUUUCGACCACCUUCCACUAUCGUGUCAACAUCUAAUCGAGGCUGGG